Messenger RNA from Haliotis rufescens (red abalone), 444 nucleotides. RefSeq lists its product as uncharacterized. The transcript has 4 exons. The coding region runs from base 1 to 444 and encodes 147 amino acids. The record is from RefSeq and is a predicted model, not a curated record. NCBI's taxonomy places the organism in Eukaryota, Metazoa, Mollusca, Gastropoda, Lepetellida, Haliotidae.
AUGUCACCUCUAGUCACCGUCAGAGUCCAUCUCUUCUGUAGAGGUACCAGCCCCUGCGCUGACGUGCAGUACAGACAGGUGGAGUCGAUAGGGAUGUGUGUCAAGUUUGUCACAGCACAUGACAACUACGGUCAUCAAAGAGCCCUGUGUGAAGCCCAGCCCAGGGGACGGGUUGUCAAUCUCGACACCAGUGCCAAGAUUGCAGCCAUUGACACCAUACACAGAGCAGACUAUAAGAACAAGGGGUUCUUCAUCGGACUGACCAGAGUUAUGGGGGGUGACUAUCAGUGGACAGGUGGAUUCCGCGUCACUGCCGCCAAGUGGGCCCCCAGGGAACCCGGCAAGCAUAAAAACGACCUGUGCGUCCUGCAGGCGCCCUGGUUUGACUACAGAUGGGACGACAUCUACUGCACAGAUGCAUUUGGCAUAAUCUGUAACUUCUAA